Fusarium fujikuroi IMI 58289 is the source of this 702-nucleotide messenger RNA. RefSeq lists its product as uncharacterized. The coding region runs from base 1 to 702 and encodes 233 amino acids. The record is from RefSeq and is a predicted model, not a curated record. The transcript is spliced from 3 exons. Lineage: Eukaryota; Fungi; Ascomycota; Sordariomycetes; Hypocreales; Nectriaceae.
AUGAGGACGUCAGCAUUCAUCUCGGUCCUCCUCGCGACAAUCGUGUCGGCACACAGCGUCAUUACCUAUCCCGGCUGGCGAGGAAACAACCUCAUCACCAACGCAACAUUUCCCUACGGCAUGCAAUGGGUCUACCCAUGCGGCGGUCACAAUGUCACGACAAACAGAACAUACUGGCCCACAAGAGGCGGCGCUGUCGCUUUCCAGCCCGGCUGGUUCCGUGGCCACGAGACAGCCUUCGCCUACGUCAACAUGGGCUUUGGCGAUGAUGGUCCUGAUGGCGGCCCAGCAAACAUGACACAGCCCGUUGUCCCCAUGUUCCAGAUCCUCGGUCCCACCAACAAUCCCUUCCCAGGAACCAUCUGCCUCCCUCAAGUGCCUCUGCCCAAAAACACCACCGUCAAGGCAGGCGACAAGGCUACAAUCCAGGUCGUAGAACUCGCCGUCCACGGCGCAGCUCUGUACUCUUGCGUCGACAUCAUCUUCGCUGAACCAGGAGACAAGAGAAUCGCCGAAGUUAACGAGACAAACUGCUUCAACUCCACCGACAUCGGCUUCGCAGAAAUCUACACCAUCACGACCAAAGCAUCCGGCUCCGACGCCUACGUUAGCGAAUCCGGCGCGACACAAACACUGCGCCAGCUCAACAUGGCAGGCUGGCUACCGCUCGUGGCAGCGGGUGCCUAUGCCCUGUUUGCGUGA